GGUUGGCGGCGGAUCUGGGCUUUGUGUGGGCAGCAAAGCUUGGUGAACUUGUCAUCCACGCUUACCGGGUAUCGAUCUGGCCGGCGGUUCAAAGGAUGCCCGAGCGACGACAUACACGGUCAGUAUGUCAGCAGCUAGACAGCGGGCAAGGGGUGUCGGUAGGGCCACGGUAUUCCGGGGACGCGACAGAGGCGAUCGAUGGAAUUUGGGUCGGAAACGGUUCGCGGAGGUUGUUCGUCGGAGGAUCCGGGGGGCGGUGGUUGGGGGGUUUCCUUUGUCUUUCCUUUGUCUUUGGCGAUUGGCAUUGGGCGUUCGUUUUACUUUUUUUCGGCUAUUGGCAUUUGGCGUUCAUUUUUCUUGCAUGUGUUGAGGAUCUGUUGUAUAUAAUGCAUGCUUGCUGACUUGCCUGCUCGUCAGCUUGCUUGCUCCUUGCUUCUCUUUGCAUGUGUCGAGACUCUAUUGUACAUAAAGCUGCUUUGCUUCUUGGCGAUUAUUUCCUUGCAUGUGUCGAGAUUCUGUUGUAUAUAGUGCUUGCUUCUUGCUUUUCUUUCUUUGCAUGUGCU
This is a messenger RNA of Aspergillus neoniger CBS 115656, 563 nucleotides long. RefSeq lists its product as uncharacterized. NCBI's taxonomy places the organism in Eukaryota, Fungi, Ascomycota, Eurotiomycetes, Eurotiales, Aspergillaceae. Bases 96 to 401 code for a protein of 101 amino acids. The record is from RefSeq and is a predicted model, not a curated record. The transcript has a single exon.